GGGGGGCGGAGCGCGGCGGCGGGGGCGAGAGGCGGUGCCAGCCCCCACCGACCUCCAAACUUUCAUUAACUCGGCGGUACCGGCGGCUCCGGGCCUGUUACGGACACCGGCACCGGCACCGCGCCGGAGCCCCCCGCGAAGCCCACCCGCGGCGCGAGGGGCCGGGCGGCGGCAUGGGCAUGAGCACGCUCACUCUGACGGUGGACUGAAGUGUGCCGGUGGUGGUGCCAGUGCGACGGAGAGCGGGCACGCGAGGGACCCUGUGGUGGGCAGCGGGCACCGCGCUCCAGCCUCCAGGGAUGGCUGACAAGUGCAGCGAGGGGCUGCUGAACGGCGCCGUGCCCGGGGAGCGGGGCAAGCAGGACAAGAGUGUCAAGCGCGGCAACUGGGGCAACCAGAUCGAGUUUGUGCUGACCAGCGUGGGCUACGCCGUGGGGCUGGGCAACGUCUGGCGCUUCCCGUACCUCUGCUACCGCAAUGGGGGAGGUGCCUUCAUGUUCCCUUACUUCAUCAUGCUAGUGUUUUGCGGCAUUCCCCUCUUCUUCAUGGAGCUCUCCUUCGGGCAGUUCGCCAGCCAGGGCUGCCUCGGCGUCUGGAGGGUCAGCCCCAUGUUCAAAGGCGUGGGCUACGGGAUGAUGGUGGUGUCCACGUACAUCGGGAUCUACUACAACGUGGUGAUCUGUAUUGCCUUCUACUACUUCUUUGUGUCCAUGACGCCCGUGCUGCCCUGGACAUACUGCAGCAACGCCUGGAACACGCCCGACUGCGUGGGGGUGCUGGACGGGAACCUCUCCAGCCGCGCCGCUUUCAACCUCACCCGCCUCCUCAACACCACGCAGAAGCGCACCAGCCCCAGCGAGGAGUACUGGAGGAGGUACGUGCUGGACCUGUCGGAUGACAUCGGGAACCUGGGCGAGGUGCGGCUGCCCCUCCUGGGCUGCCUCGGAGUCUCCUGGGUCGUUGUCUUCCUCUGCCUCAUCAAGGGUGUCAAGUCCUCUGGGAAGGUGGUGUACUUCACGGCCACGUUCCCCUACGUGGUGCUCACCAUCCUCUUCGUGCGUGGCAUCACGCUGGAGGGGGCCCUCACUGGCAUCAUGUACUACCUGACGCCCCAGUGGGACAAGAUCCUCAAUGCCAAGGUGUGGGGCGACGCGGCCUCGCAGAUCUUCUACUCGCUGGGCUGUGCCUGGGGUGGGCUCAUCACCAUGGCCUCCUACAACAAGUUCCACAACAACUGCUACCGGGACAGCAUCAUCAUCAGCAUCACCAACUGCGCCACCAGCGUCUACGCCGGCUUCGUCAUCUUCUCCAUCUUGGGCUUCAUGGCCAACCACCUGGGCGUGGAUGUCUCCAAAGUGGCUGACCAUGGCCCCGGCCUGGCCUUUGUCGCCUACCCUGAGGCCCUCACCUUGCUCCCCAUCUCGCCCCUCUGGUCCAUCCUCUUCUUCUUCAUGCUCAUCCUCCUGGGGCUGGGUACGCAGGUAGGUGAUGGCAGGGCCAGGGUGUUGGGAUGGUGUGGCACAGCAGGGGCUGAGGUGGUGACACGCUGCUCCCACCCGCAGUUCUGCCUGCUGGAGACGCUGGUCACGGCCAUCGUGGACGAGGUGGGCAACGAGUGGAUCAUCCGCAGAAAGACCUUUGUGACGCUGGGGGUGGCCGUGGCAGGCUUCCUGCUGGGCGUCCCGCUCACCACGCAGGCGGGCAUCUACUGGCUCCUGCUGAUGGACAACUACGCCGCCAGCUUCUCCCUGGUCGUCAUCUCCUGCAUCAUGUGCGUGGCCAUCAUGUACAUCUACGGGCACCGCAACUACUUCAAGGACAUUGAGAUGAUGCUGGGCUUCCCGCCCCCGCUCUUCUUCCAGAUCUGCUGGCGCUUCAUCUCGCCUGCCAUCAUCUUUUUCAUCCUGGUCUUCACAGUGAUCCAGUACAAGCCCAUCUCCUACAAUGACUACAUCUACCCAAACUGGGCCAUCAGCAUCGGCUUCCUCAUGGCACUCUCCUCCGUCAUCUGCAUCCCCAUCUACGCCAUCUACAAAGUGUACUACUCUGAAGGGGACACGCUGCUGGAGCGCUUGAAAAAUGCAACCAAGGCAAGCAAGGACUGGGGCCCGGCGCUGGCAGAGCACCGCAGCGGGCGCUACGCCCCGGCCUUCAGCCCCUCCACCGAGUCCCACCUCGAGGCGCAGCCCCUGCAGCCGGAGAAGGGCCGGAGCGAGGCGGCUGCCUCCCCCGUGCAGGGCAGCAACGGCUCAGCCCACAGCCAGGACUCCAGACUGUGACCCCCCGCCGCCCCCACACCCCCUCUAACCCCUGCUGCGCGGUGACACUUUCGCACCUUCCGCUGGCGGAGCCUGGCUCCGGGCCGCACCGGACCUCGGGGGGGCUCUCAGCGCCAGUCCCCGAGCCUCCCCCCCACCUCCUCGCCGGUUAACCCACCCCCUACCCCCCACCCCCGUGGCGUUCGUUAACCCUCGUGUUUACGGUAACCUUUGUGCGCGACGCUGGGACAAGAGAGGAGGGGGCACAGCCCUGAGAGGGCUGGGAGCCAGAGGCACUUUGCAGGGGUCCUGCCUCGGGGAGAUGCACAGGACUGGGGGGGGAGUGGGAUACCCCUCCCCGCCUCCCAGCAUCCCCCCCUCCCCGCAGCCAGGCAGCCCACCCUGCUAUGAGUCACCCUCCUGGACUACCCCAUGGGGUAGGACCGGGGCUGGGGCACGCCAGCGGGGCUGGGGCACGCCAGGACUGCCCGCAGCCACCCCGAGCUGUGUGUGCACAGGGUUGUUGUGGUGGGGGCUGGCACCACGGGGACCCCCGGCCCGCAUGGGCACCCGCUGUGGCUCAGAGCCUGCAGGGUUCCACAGGUGCCUGUGCCCAAGAGCUGGUGCCAGGCACCAGGCUGGCACAAGGAGACGGGGGCGAGCACGCUGCCUGCAGGGGCAGCGGGCUCUCAUGGCACAAGACACAAGCACUUAGAGCACACGUGUGCACGCGUGAGCGUCCCUCGCACAGCACGGGCACGCACGUGGCAUACGUGGGCACGCACAUCUGCACGGUACCCCGGGGCUGUGCAGGCGGUGAGCUGGUUUGGCCCUGCCCCAUGCACUCCUCCAGCCCGUGGCCCCACAGGGGGCUGCGGGUGCCCUCCUUGGGUGGCCAGGCAGCACCCACAAAGCUGGGCCCAGCCACAAGCACUGCUGCCUGCCCCGUGGUGGGGCAGGAGGCUGGGAGCACUUAAGCCUGGCCAGUGGAGGGGUGACAGGGUAAGGCCGAGGUCCAGCUCACCCCAGCAGUCCUGGCUUGGGCAGGGGGAGGAACCUUCCAUGGUGCUAAGAGGGAGCAGGAUGGACUGGCCUCCCCCUCCUCCCAGCUGCUGCUAGCAAAAGGUACCAGUGGAGGCACGGAGGGCUGCACCAGCCCCCUGGCUCCAAGCCAUCCGGGGACGCCCGGUCCCCAAACAGUAUUAGUGGAGCAGGAUGCACUGGCAAAGGCCGGGGCAGUUUUAAAUCUGUCUUCCAGCUCCAGCCAAAGGGCUUGGAGCUCUCUCUUGGGGGGUGGAUGGGGCGAGACCCUUCCCACAACUCUGCUCCCCUCCCAGCCAGCGCCCCGUGCUCCCCACGCCACAGCUCCACAGCUGGCACAGGGGCCCGGCACGGCAGCGGUGGGCAAGCGGGUGCUGAGCCCCAGCAGGAUGUUCCAGCUCCCCCGGUCCCAUCCCGAGCCCCCGCCGUGCCGUGGCGUGGCGAGGGGCGCAGGUUCCCGCAUGGUGCCCAUGCCCUGCCCCACGUGUCACGCCGCUACUCUUCACCUCUAAUUGUUAGCAAUAACGCACCUCCCUGGGCAGCGCUGCCUGUGCCAGUGUCUCUCCCGGUGUAGAGUUCUAAAGUAUCCUAGAUUUUAAUGAGAUUUAUAUUCCUGA
Messenger RNA from Colius striatus (speckled mousebird), 3916 nucleotides. RefSeq names its product solute carrier family 6 member 9 (gene SLC6A9). Gene Ontology annotation, cellular component: plasma membrane. Gene Ontology annotation, molecular function: glycine:sodium symporter activity. The transcript has 13 exons. Lineage: Eukaryota; Metazoa; Chordata; Aves; Coliiformes; Coliidae. Gene Ontology annotation, biological process: synaptic transmission, glycinergic; neurotransmitter transport; glycine import across plasma membrane. The record is from RefSeq and is a predicted model, not a curated record. Bases 300 to 2279 code for a protein of 659 amino acids.